AAGUACCACAGGUGCAGGGGAUGCAGCUGCUAUGUGGCCCCGGCUAACUCCAUGGCCCGCAGCUCCCCUGCACCCAGUCACACAGAGAACAACUGAACAAGAGACAGGCUGAGGCUGCUCAGUCCACGGCAGUACUAGCAGAGAAGGGGAGAGCCGUAGGGAGGGGGCGUGGCCAUAUGCAAAGCAUUGCCUAUUCACUGGCCAGAUACUGUACCUGAUGCUCCUCUGUAAUAGCCGCCGAAGCCCCGCCCACCCGCGGCUCCUGGUGCCCCGCCCCCAUUUUGGCUGAAGUCCUCCCAUUCACUCUCCAGUAACUGUUGGGAACCCUGGGCACUGAAAUUAUGAGAAAAGGGCAGCUGCAGGGGCUGAGUGGCCUACAGGAGUACCAGAAAUACCAGGAAGAAAAAUGCAUGGACACAGGGCAGCUGUCACCAUCUGUGAGGUGAACUCUGCAUGCAUCCUACAGACUCCUGUGGUUGUGAAGGAUGAAACCUCCUGUGAUUUGUUGUCAGCUAAUGAACAUUUAAUUGGAAGCGAGCUUAUGAGAUGGAUAAUUAGUGAGAUCAGUGCCGUAUGGAGAAUAUAUAAUGGAAAUGUGACAGAUAAGAAAGACACAUCGGCAGAUCUGCCAGUGCUGGCAUGGAAGCCAUGGGAGCACGUCUAUGCCCUUUGUAAAGCCGUGAAGGGGCACAUGCCUCUGUAUAACAGCUAUGGGAAAUAUAUUGUGAAACUAUAUUGGAUGGGGUGCUGGAGGAAAAUCGUUGUGGAUGAUACUCUACCAUUUAGCAAAGAUGACAAGUUGCUACUUCCAGCAACAACAUGUGAAGCUGAAUUGUGGCCGAUGUUAUUGUCCAAGGCUAUCAUAAAGCUUGCAAGUGUAGAUACUAAUGGAUUUGCAAAACGGGAACUAGGAGAGUUUACUGUCCUACAUGCACUAACCGGAUGGCUACCAGAGGUGAUACCACUUCAACAUGACUAUCUCAGUGAAGUCUGGGAUUUCCUAAAAAGAAUAGUUCCUGAAUUCAGGUUACCUUGUGAUGCAGAAUCCAAACCUGAAACAGAGGAAAAAACGAAAGACAACAAACAAGCAGAACUCAAACCUGAGCUCACUGUACCUGUUAUUAUUAGACCUCCAGAAAAGGGCAGCAAAGAGAAAUCAGACUCAAAGGACACUCGGAAAAAUAAAGGAGACAAGGAAAGAAAUAGGUCAGCAAUUCAUUCUGCACGACCUCCCUCAGAGUCAUCAAACCCUCUUCAGCAGCAUGAAUCCACUUCUGUACCAAUAGUGCCCCAGAUGGUUGUGUACGCCAGCUACUUACCACUUCAUUUGAGCGAACAGAAGACUUCCAUACUUGGCCAGAUGGCUGAUUCAUCAGAAAAGCUGAGACAAUAUGGACUAUCUCACAUUUACAACCAUCCAGUUCUUGUGUCUAGGACUAGAUCAUGUCCCUUAAUUGCUCCGCCGAAACCUCCUGUUGUGCCACGAUGGAAACUUAUAAGGCAGAAAAAAGAAGUUAAUCUCAAGGAUGAAGCCGAAGAAAUUGUAGAGAAAAAAGCUGAUCAGUUUGUUGAAAUUACUACACCACUUCUUAAGUUUCGUCUGAAUCCGCUCUCUGUACCAUCAGAAGGGAGAGGCUCUUCCCUGGCACAGUUUAGCCUUACAUCUGUCAAUGAAACUGAAGAGACUUCUCAGGAAAAGAAUGUGGAUGUUAAUGAAAAUCUUGGACAUAGUUCUGAGAAUAUAACUCAGGUAAACUCUACCAGUCAGGAUGGUCUGCGCAGGGCAGAUAACAUAACAGAUGGCUUCAAUGAUACUGUUGCUGGAGAAGGACACACAACUCAGGCAACAAACAUUAUACAAAAAGAAGAAGGAACAGUACAAAUAAAUCGAGUCCCGAAACAAACAUGGAUGGAUUUUUCAGACUUUUGCAAGUGUUUUCAGACAUUGUAUGUUUUCCACAAGCCAAAUACAUAUCCUUAUACACAGCAGAAAGCACACUUCAAGACAACAGAUGAUCCAGAUCAAAAAUCCUAUUUCUUAUAUUUGGACAACACUAAGCCCUCAGAGCUUUUAGUUAGUUUCUCAGCACUGGUACACUGGGGCGAUUCACCAGUCACCCCGGAUUCUGGAACACAGAAGGGCCUGUUGACUGUAGAGCAGUAUUCUUGGAAAAGUCUCCUCUGUGGACCAGUUGUGUUAAAACUGCAUACUUAUGUGACUAAAGCUGCUAUGUUAAGCCUUCCUGCUGGGCGUCAUGUCUUAUGCAUCACUGCAAGAUCGCCCCUGGGGCACCAUAUCCACCUGUGUAGUACAGUGCCAUUUGUCUUUGGUGAUGAGGAAACUGUUAUGCCAUAUCUUGACAAGGAAAGCUAUAGAUUUAUGGACCAGGCUACAAAUAUAAUAAGAGCUAUAUUGAAAGUGAUGCAUAAUUUUAGUAAUGGAAAAGAAAUAGCCAAGACAUUUAAAGAUCUGGAACAAGCACACUAUCCUCAGCAAAUGCGAACAAAACACCUAGCCGAAGAACACUUCAAGACCUUUAACAUUGCUUUGUGGCAUCUGAUGACUGAAGCUAUGGGGAACAAAGUUACACAUGACUUAGUAUUUGCUUUCAGAGCCAUCACAUUGGAUUUUUCUGCUGUUUUGUCUGAAGGAUCUCUUUUAUCACAAGAUUCAUAUCCCGAAGUGUCAUCUACAUGGCAAAACAGAACUGCUACUAGCUUUGAAGAAGCUGCAGCAACUAAACUUCAAGCAUGCUGGAAAAAAGUUUUCUACGGGAAAAUUUGGAGUGCUAGAUUACCAGGGACCAAAGAAAACACCAAUGUUAAGGGAACCUUGGAUAAAGUAUGUGCUAAUGUUGAACCAAAUGCAGAACAGUAUGGUAUUAACUUGUUAAGGUACAUGAUUAAGCGCAGUCCUGCUUCACACGAAUAUCCUUUCUAUGAAGAUGAACGCCACAGGAUUACAUUUGCUGAUUAUACUGUUACCUAUGUUGAUCAACCUGCAAAUUCUUGGUUUGUGGUUUUCAGGGAAAUAUUCCAUGUACCUGAAGACAUGUUUAUUGUACCCAAGAUGUAUACAAACCUUCCAGUCUGUACACUACAUGUCAUUAAUAAUGAUACACUGGAGAAAAUACCCUGGGUGUUCAACAAAGUAACACCCCAUAUUUACACAAAAAACAAGAAGGGAUAUACAUUUAUGGCUGAAGCGCAUAUUGGUGAAUUUGCUGCGGCAUCUGGAAAAUGGAGACUACGACUCAUUGGGACCCGCAACCCUCUGCCGUAUCUCUCUCGUGACACUGUAAACAAUGCAUUCUCUCUGCGGGAAGUUAGAGACUUUUACAUACCCAACGACAAAAACCUGAUAUUUAGGUACACAGUAAAAUCAGCAAUAGAACACAUAGCAACUAUUCAAGUACAAACCUCUAAGUUAGACGUAUUCAUCAAGAUACAGAUAUUGGAUGACAAUGAAGAAGUUGUGAGUGCUACUGGCAAAGGUCAAGCAGUGAUUCCUGCUUUUUUCUUUCUGCCCACCGAAAGGCCUAUUAGUGCUCACUCAAGUAAAAGUCAGAUAUUGUUAAAUGGAACAAAGAAAGGAAGAAAUGGUUCUGGCAACAGUCACAAAAAUAAUAAGAGCUCUUCGAGACCUGAGAGUAAUACUGAAAUCCAACAGUCUGGAGAGAACGAAAACACGGAAGAGAAAACACCAACUCCACAACCGGUACAUAAGUAUAUUAUACAAGCUACUGUGUUAUAUCAUAGCUGGGUUCUUUCGGAGAGCCAGGCAACCUUUGUUCAAGGUCUAAAGGAAAUGGAAAAACAACAAAUAAGAGUAUAUGUAGAUCAGCCUGAGGAAACGUCAGAGACAAAUAACAGUGUGGAGAACCAGAAAUCUACAAACACUCCAAAGCCUGCCAGAAAAGGUAAAGAGAGAACAGCUGAGAGAUCAGAAAAAGAAAGGUCUGGUAAGGAGAAAGACAGAGAGAGACUUCAGUCAACCCCGACCUCAAGACCUGAAUCUCCGGCGCAGCAACACGCUGAUAACAACAAACCAUUCUGGACUCUGCGACUGGUCAGUGAAACAAGUGAGGUGGACACGCUAGAAGUGAAGAAAGAUACUGAGCGUAUAGAUGAGAUAAGAGCCAUGAAACAAGCCUGGGAGAUGGCAGAACCAGGUCGAGCUGUCAAGGCUUUGCAGUCACGCUUGCAGUUUGUGAACAAGUACAUGCAGAAAGCCACUGCUGGGCCUGUAACAGAUGUAUCUUACGGCAGACAGGCUCCUGCUGGAGAGGAAGUUGAACUACCUUUCAAAAUCCAGGAAUCUCAUUCAAGUGAUCUAAAUGUGACCGCUCCAAAGGUGCAGUUAGAACCUCUAGACUUGACACCUUUUAUGAGAAAAACAAAACCAGAACCGGUAUUAAGAGAUGAGUAUGUCAUUCAGCAGCAGGCGUUGCAGAAAGCAGAGGAAAUCAGACAAUUCCGGCAGAUAAGGGAAGAAGUAAAAGAUCAAAGAGAGCAGGAACAAAAUGCAAGGAAUCUGCUGAAGCAGAAAGUACUGCAAAUGUAUGAAGAUUUACAGAUAUCACUUGAUAGUGCCCGAGAGCGGAUUAUCAGUGCUCGGGAGGUUUACCGAAAUAAAUUGUUAGAAACUGAAAAAAAUAAAGAGGAUGGUGCAGCAGUUAAAGAAGCUGCUGGUCAUGGAGAAGAGGACAAAAAGAUUACAUCAGCCCAGAAGAGGAAAAGUGCAAAAAGUUCAGCAAAAAAAAAAUAGUUUUGUCCAUGUCCCACUAUAUCAAUUUCUCUUAGAGAUUGAAAAUAUACAGUGCAGCUGGAAAGUAU
Molecule: messenger RNA, 4836 nt
Organism: Pseudophryne corroboree (corroboree frog)
Lineage: Eukaryota; Metazoa; Chordata; Amphibia; Anura; Myobatrachidae
Gene: ADGB
Product: androglobin
Exons: 33
Coding region: 407-4768 (1453 amino acids)
Biological process (GO): proteolysis
Molecular function (GO): oxygen binding; calcium-dependent cysteine-type endopeptidase activity; heme binding
Source: RefSeq, a predicted model, not a curated record